CACCGUGACGUCAGGAGGAGGGCAGGGAAUCUGUGGACUGCUGGGCUGUCCAGAAGGGCAGCACGGGCAGUGAGUCAACAAAGCCGCGUCUCAUCAUCUUUUCAGAUUGGCCACGUGGAGGGCGAGGACCUAUAGGCAGCUACCAGGAUGGGUGAAAGGAAAGGCGUAAACAAGUACUACCCUCCAGAUUUCAACCCUGAGAAGCAUGGCUCCCUCAACAGAUACCACAACAGCCACCCGCUUCGGGAGCGGGCUCGGAAGCUGUCCCAGGGCAUCCUCAUCAUCAGGUUUGAGAUGCCCUAUAACAUCUGGUGCGACGGCUGCAAGAACCACAUCGGCAUGGGUGUUCGUUACAACGCAGAGAAGAAGAAGGUUGGCAAUUACUACACGACCCCGAUCUACAGGUUCAGGAUGAAAUGCCACCUCUGUGUCAACUACAUCGAGAUGCAGACGGACCCCGCCAACUGUGACUACGUGAUUGUGAGUGGCGCCCAGCGCAAGGAGGAGCGCUGGGACAUGGAGGACAACGAACAGGUGCUGACCACAGAGCACGAGAAGAAGCAGAAGCUGGAGAUGGACGCCAUGUUCCGCCUGGAGCACGGCGAGGCUGACCGGAGCACACUCAAGAAGGCCCUCCCCACCCUGAGCCACAUCCAGGAGGCCCAGAGCGCCUGGAAGGACGACUUCGCCCUCAACAGCAUGCUUCGGAAGAGGUUCCGGGAAAAGAAAAAAGCCAUGCAGGAGGAGGAGGAGAGGGACCAGGCACUGCAGGCCAAGGCCAGCCUGGCCAUCCCGCUGGUGCCGGAGACAGAGGAUGACCGUAGACUGGCCGCCCUGCUGAAGUUCCACACCCUAGACUCGUACGAGGACAAGCAGAAGCUCAAGCGGACAGAGAUCAUCAGCCGCUCCUGGUUCCCCUCCACCCCGGGAGCCAGCGCCAGCAGCAGCAGUGGCGGCAACAGCAGCAAAGCCAGCAGCGUCCUGAAGAAACUGGCCCAGAACCGCAGAGCCACUCCCACCAGCUCCCCCGUCACCCUGGGGCACCUGGGCAUCGUGCGGCGGCGGUCCCGGGAGGUCCCAGAGAGCCCCCAGCACCCGGCCGAAACCUUCAAGUCUGGGGAGCCACAGGUGCCAGAGGGGGCCAACCAGAACAGGCCUGCGUCCCCCCGAGACUGCUCUCUGGAGACAGCCGAGACCCCUAGGAACAGCGGGCCACUGGGGCAGGAGGAGAGCUGUCAGGACAGGCCCCAGCCCCCUCCAGACACCGCCCCCGAGGCAGCCAACCCCCAGGACACACAGCCCUGCAGCCUCGGCUCCUCACUUGUGGCUGACUAUUCCGGCUCCGAGAGCGAGUGACUCCACGGCCCAGAUUUACUCCCGAGGCCAGGACUCACCCAGAGGCCCAUCCCAGGCUUCAGCCCCGCUGGCCCACCAGCCCUUGGAGAGCUCAGUCCCCACCCUGUGCACACCUCACUUUCUCACAGUGAUAGAGUUGUUAUUUAUUUGGUCCUGGAGAGGGUGUCUGUGCCUUGUGGGACCCAAGACCUCCCAACAUUAAAGCCCUGCUUCUUUGCCCC
Cervus elaphus (red deer) is the source of this 1577-nucleotide messenger RNA. It is a transcript of the gene YJU2B, whose product is annotated as YJU2 splicing factor homolog B. The record is from RefSeq and is a predicted model, not a curated record. NCBI's taxonomy places the organism in Eukaryota, Metazoa, Chordata, Mammalia, Artiodactyla, Cervidae. The transcript is spliced from 10 exons. The coding region runs from base 148 to 1356 and encodes 402 amino acids. Gene Ontology annotation, cellular component: U2-type spliceosomal complex; post-mRNA release spliceosomal complex. Gene Ontology annotation, biological process: mRNA splicing, via spliceosome.